AUGGCAGAUACAAUUGAAGUGUCCUCUUCUACGGAGCGAAAUGAUGUCCCUCCUGGGACCUUUUUGUUGAUUCGGGAGGAUGAGUAUGGUCUCCACAACCAGCGGGUCGUGAUGCUGGAUCCAAUUCCUACCAGUGACCCCAACGAGCCAUUGAACUGGAGCACCGCGCGCAAAACCGUCAACUUCACCAUCGUCCUCGGCAUGACCGUCGUAAUUUUUACCGCACUCUCUGUGCAAGCUAUCUUCUGGCAGCAAAUGGUCGUCGAUCUCCACACUACCUAUACCGAGCUUAAUAGGGCGAUGUCCGUAAACUUUGUCGGCUUGGCCAUGGGAUGUUAUCUAUUUAUCCCCCUGGCGAAGAAAUACGGCCGUCGCCCCAUAUACAUUAUAUCAACCAUGCUCAUGGUAGCCACCUCUUUUUGGUCGGCUGAGCUGACGACCUUGACCGAUCUUUACGUCUCUAAUUUACUGCAAGGGUUGGCUGGUGCAACCAAUGAAGCAAUUGUUGAGAUCACAAUUGCAGAUCUCUUUUUUGUACACCAUCGAGGCCGAAUGAAUGGUCUGUAUAUGACCAUGGUGAUGAUUGGCUCUUUCCUGUCCCCCAUGGCUGCCGGCACUCAAGCAACCAACCAAGGAUGGCGUUGGUCCUACCGCACCAUGGGAAUUUUCAACGUAAUUUUUCUAAUUCUUUUCAUUUUCGUAUACGAAGAGACAAAAUAUGUCCCAGUGAUCACGGGCCAGCCGCAGUCUGGGCCAGAAACGAGCGACAACACUCACAAAUCCGAUGACAGUGAUCCAAAGGAGACAUCUCAAACUGAGACGAAGCCUACGCAAGACGUUGAGCCAAGCACGUUGCAUCACGAAAUAGACUCCACUAUUCCAAUGAAUACAUGGCGCAAACGGCUUGCUCUCGCCACUCCAACCCAGGAAUCGAUCUGGCCAUACUACUACCGACCUAUCUACGCGUUGUUUUGCUUCCCAGCUGUCAUGUAUACCGCCUUACAAUAUGCCGCCGGUGUCGCAUUCCUUACGAUAGUAUCUAGCGUUCUAUCACUCACAUUCCCACUCCCGCCAUACUUGUUCACCUCCGAGCAAAUUGGCUUUAUGAGUGUUGGUCCAUUCAUUGGGAAUCUUAUCGGUUCGAUCUACGGUGGUGUUUUGGGUGAUUGGUCGAUUCUGUACUUUUCUCGCAGAAACAAGGGCUAUUUUGAGCCAGAGAUGCGUCUGUAUAUUCUGCCUAUACCUGCUGUGUUCAUGACAGGUGGUUUGAUCAUGUUUGGCGCUACCAUUGCUAGGGGAAUGCAUUGGAUUUAUCCUAGUAUCGCUGGAGUUUUCUUUGGCUUUGGACUGGGCGGUAUUAGUGAUGCUGCCUUAACAUUGGUUAUCGAUAGUUAUCGUGAGAUCACUGGUGAUGCUUUUACUGGAAUUGCGUUUGUGCGCAAUGUAGUUAGUAUCGGCAUCCCGUUUGCUAUUUCCCCUUGGAUUACGGAGGACGGGAUCCAGAAUAUGUUUAUCGCUUGCGGGUUUAUCUCUCUUGCAGUUUCCGCCCUGAUGAUUCCGAUGAUAUUCUGGGGCAAGGAUGCUCGACGUGCGUCAGCUGCACGGUACUACCGAGUGAUGGAAAAGCAGGGAAGCGUUAGGCAUUGA
Messenger RNA from Penicillium longicatenatum, 1647 nucleotides. Its product is annotated as putative MFS transporter. Lineage: Eukaryota; Fungi; Ascomycota; Eurotiomycetes; Eurotiales; Aspergillaceae. The record is from RefSeq and is a predicted model, not a curated record. Gene Ontology annotation, biological process: transmembrane transport. The transcript has 8 exons. Gene Ontology annotation, molecular function: transmembrane transporter activity. Bases 1 to 1647 code for a protein of 548 amino acids.